This is a messenger RNA of Laetiporus sulphureus 93-53, 969 nucleotides long. RefSeq lists its product as uncharacterized. The coding region runs from base 1 to 969 and encodes 322 amino acids. Lineage: Eukaryota; Fungi; Basidiomycota; Agaricomycetes; Polyporales; Laetiporaceae. The transcript is spliced from 5 exons. The record is from RefSeq and is a predicted model, not a curated record.
AUGCCUACUCUCACAGUUGCCGACGGCGUCGAGCUAUAUUAUACAGACAGUGGUGAUUCACAGGCCGUAUGCCAUUUGCCGUCUUCGCUCGGUGUGACCGCUCAAUUUUACCUGUUAGAAAUUUGGAAGAGAGUCCAGUCGCACGCGUACAAUGCCAACACACGUCUCGUUGCUAUCAAUCGUCGUAACUAUGCUGGCUCAACACCCUAUUCUGAACCUGAAGCUGCGGCCGCAAUCAUCACGUUCAUGUCCAACUUCAUACUGGAACAAGACACGCCUCCUAUCUCCCACGAUGGCACCGGCGGCGGUAUAGCUCUCGUUGGGUGGUCAGCCGGAAAAGCCUUCACUACGGCUGCUAUAGGCAGUGUUGACCAGGCUCCGCUGGACGUUCGAGAGCGGGUAGCAUCGCGCAUGCGCGCAUUAAUCAUGCAUGAGCCACCUGCACUUGCUCUAGGUCUCCCGAUUGCCCCUGCAGCGUGGUCCCCUCACAUCGAUUUUUCAGUUCCUGAAUGUAUACGGCCGCAGAUGUUCACUCCCUGGAUCACAUCGUAUUUCAACCAUGGCGAUUUAUCAACGCGAAAUCGUGAUGUGCUCUCUUACAUUGUCCCCUCGCUCGACCGUAUACCAUCAAUCUACAACAUGUCGGCGGAGGAACGACGAGAGAUUGUGGACGAAAGUGUUGACCAUAUGUCUGCAAUGUUCGUCUGCAUGCCACAGGCUGUGGCAAGGUAUAGAAGGGCGUGCUUUGAUCGUUCGCUUCGAGCUCUGUUGCCGAAAAUGAAGGUCUGGUGCUUCACGGGGGAUGCUACUUCCUGGUCACAGAUCGACGCGUUUUGGUUGAUUGAGAAGGAUAAUGCUGACCGUGGCGGAGGCUUCAUAAAUUUCAAGGUUCUUCCCGGGUUGAACCAUUUCAUGCAGUGGGAUGAUCCGGAAAAAACUCUGGAGAUGUAUCUCGAGGCGGUUGCUUAA